CUUGAAAGGCCAGCAGAGCCCACCGAGACUGGCCUGCUGUCGGUAGACGCGACGGGUACAUUGUGCAAGUCCUGGUCGCCAGAGUAAUCUUAUAGUCUGUAAAGUUAUGGAGGAGGAGAAUGGGAUGUUGAAAGUAUGGAAUCUACGUUAUAGGGUAAGAAAAAAAUAAAUAGUAAUAUUAAUCAAAUCGAUUCUGCAUUAUAUUGUUAUUUAUUAAAAUUGAUGAAUAUAAUUUUUAAAAAUAAUCUAAAAUUGUCGUAACUGAUAUUAGUACGCUUAAAAAAAAAACAAAAAAAAAAAACAAAACAAAACUGAACACAAAAAUAACUGCAAAAAACACAUUUUUAUAAUGGACCAAAUUCUUUAGGCUUACUUCGGACAUUUUCAAGGCAUAAAAAUAAAAGGUACGUUUGACUAAUGGUAGUCACAACUUUAGAACAUUUAAUCGGGGUCAAGAAACCUGUUGGAAAUAUAGAGCCCACAUGGGAUUUCACCCAGCGGGCUAACAAGCUAUUACUCUACCGUACAAGACAAACUUUUAGAGUCAUCUGUUUUUGUUUUUUUGUUUUUUUUUUUAAAUAACUUUUUACAUGCGAUUGAAAUUACCCCGGCGUGCCCCUUCUGGCGCGUCUUCCCCUUUCUGGCACGGGUGCCCUUUCUGACACGCGUGCCAUAGCAUAGGUUGCUGACCCCCCCCCCCUGAGUUAGAAAGCGGUGCUUCGAAUGCAAAUAUUUCCACAAACGUUAUGCGCGAAGGCGUCUGACCAGUUCAACCACUUUUUUUUUUUUUUUUUUUAAAUAACUUUUUUCGUGCGGGUGGAAUUCCCCCGGCGUGCCCCUUCUGGCCCUUCUUCCCCUUUUUGGCACGGGUGCCCUUUCUGACACGGGUGCCAUAGCAUAGGUUGCUGACCCCCCCCCCCUGAGUUAGAAAGCGGUGCUUCGAAUGCAAAUAUUUCCACAAACGUUAUGCGCGAAGGCGUCUGACCAGUUCAACCACCCGUAACAUUAUCGAACAGUCGAUUACGUUUCCUGUCUAAGAAGGCGAUCUGUAUGUAAAUAUAACUGUCCUGUUCGUCAGACCGCCGCCCCACCCCCGGGGAAAUUUCUUAUGUUCGUAUUAAAAUGUAACACGUUUUUGUCCUUUUGUAUCUGUGCUGGUCGUUAAUAAACACACAUCUAGCGAUACCCUUCUUCUUACUAUGUGUUCAUCGAUACCCUCUCCUAACUGUGUUUAUCCAAACCCCUCUCCUAACUAUGUGUUUAUCGAUACCCUUCUCAUAACUCUGUUUAUCGAUACCCCUCUCCAGUUUAUCAAUACCCCUCUCACAACUAUGUGUUUAUCGAUACCCUCUUCCAACUGUGUAUAUCGAUACCGCCUUCUAACUGUGUUUAUCGAUACCCCUCCCUUAACAGUGUUUAUCGAUACCCUCUUCGAAAAGUGUUUAUCGAUACCCCUCUUCUAACUGUGUUUAUCGAUACCCCUCUCUUAACAGUGUUUAUCGAUACCCCUCUUUUAACAGAGUUUAUCGAUACCCCUCUCCUAACAGUGUUUAGCGAUACCCUCUCCUAACUGUGUUUAUCGAUACCCCUCUCAUAACAGUGUUCAUCGAUACCCCCCUCAUAACCAUGUGUUUCUCGAUAUCCUGUCAUAACUGUGUGUUUUGUGAAGCAAGAGUUUCAUCAAUUCAUCAUUAUUGACACGUUGUAAUUGUCUGUUAUACCAUAACUAAUGACUGCUGUCAAACAGGUUCGACUACGCAUCUCUUCACACAUGCUUUAAGCUGCUAACUCAUUAAAAAUUAAAAAAAAAAUCAUGGACUGACCGAUUUUUAUUUUUUUUAUUUCGACCUCGCUUCAAUACUUUAUUUAUCAAAAUUAUUUUUGUAAUAUCCAACCUUAUUUUUGAUUUUUAGCGCUUGUGAAAACUUUGGAUCAAAAUCGAUCAAUGAAGACAAGAAAAUCAAAUAAACAGAAGUCCUAGGACCGAUGGCAGACAUUCGAUUCGUCAAACCGAGACCUGAUAACCGCAUAAGACAUUUUCCAGGGAUUCCCGCUCAGACGGAUGCGACUCGUAUCGCGGCGCCCGUCUCGACAGACAAACCGUCCGGCCACGACACGGACGAUGCCGUUCAUAUCACGACCCCGAGUUCCAGAGAAAAAGGCAAGCUCCCCUUAAAGACACCCACUGGCGACACGAUUCACAUAACGACACCCAAGCGUACGACGUCGCAGAAUUUACCGUAUGCUCUUUUCAUAACCAGCAGAAUCGGUGAACACCCGAAACCGGAUACCGGGCCGAAGAAAAGUGAAAGUUCAGAGAAACGAGGCUCCAGUCAGAACGUUAAAGUCAGCGAGGCGAAGGAACAUGGAAGUCACUUACAUUCAGAGCCCACCUUAAGAGAACUGCGCAAAUCUGCCGAUGGUCAUUGUCGAUUAGACAGCGGGACAUCAAAUGCGAGUCUAAAAUUGAUGGACAAAAACGCUUUAGAAAAGGCUAAAAACGAGAAAUUUGACGUCAUUGGUGAUGAUGGCCGGAAGAACAGCGAAAAUAAUGGUGCGCAAGAACGUCUGUGCGGGGGGAAAAGUACGCAACACCCGUGCAAAUUUAACAGUGAACGUGAUAUCAAGGAAAUGUGCAAACCUGGUGCGCUCAGAACUCACGACAUUAGCAGUGCGACGAGCGAUUGUGAACGUGAUAUCAAGGAAAUGUGCAAACCUGGUGCGCUCAGAACUCACGACAUUAGCAGUGCGACGAGCGAUUGUGAACGUGAUAUCAAGGAAAUGUGCAAACCUGGUGCGCUCAGAACUCACGACAUUAGCAGUGCGACGAGCGAUUGUGAACGUGAUGUCAAGGAAAUAUGCAAACCCGGUGAGCUCAGAACUCACGACAUUAGCAGUGCGACAAGCGAUUGUGAACGUGAUGUCAAGGAAAUAUGCAAACCUGGUGCGCUCAGAACUCACUACAUUAGCAGUGCGACGAGCGAUUGUGAACGUGAUGUCAAGGAAAUAUGCAAACCUGGUGCGCUCAGAACUCACUACAUUAGCAGUGCGACGAGCGAUUGUGAACGUGAUAUCAAGGAAAUAUGCAAACCUAGUGCGCUCAGAACUCACGACAUUAGCAGUGCGACUAGCGAUUGUGAACUUGAUGUCAAGGAAAUAUGCAAACCUGGUGCGCUCAGAACUCACGACAUUAGCAGUGCGACGAGCGAUUGUUCCACUUUUGAAGUUACAAAUAUGACGAAAAAAAUUUCCCGGACACGGUCAUCGAACGCCCGAGAGGAUAGACUCCCAAACGUCACGUUUGAAAAUCUAAGACAGAUAACUGUCAGCACUGUGACUAAAAUGAAUGCUGACAAAGAGAGUUGUGAGAAAACUCAUUUCGAGGAUCGCUUAUUCACGAUUUGCUGUCCCCACGAGGCUACUGUAACUACAGACGAUGACAUUUCAAAAACUCACAAAGGUGAAGACAACAACAUUACACGGAGUAAUGUCAGUGACGUAGGUGACACGGGCAUGUCACUCACGGUAAGAAAUCACUCGAAAUGCGAUUCAUUGGAUGCGGCGGAGGAGGCAAAGGACCUGUUUCCGGAGAAUAUUCCUACCGCCGGCGUCAUCCGUUCUCGCUCACCACAUAGAUCGACUCCGUGUGCGACGCAAAGUCAAAGCAGCCGGAGCCCAAUAUCGUACCUCCCGAACACCGAGAAACCCCAGAGGCGGCGACCCAUGAGGAGGAGCGUCAGCGACGUCGCCCUUCCGGGUAUGCGGUACGGGGCCUCAUUUUUCGGCUUCGUCAGUGACUCCAAGUUCCACGGGAGGAAAGAUAACAUCGACCCAGACGACGAGGACGACUUCACCGUAGAUCUGGAUCAAAUGAUGAAACAGCUGGAGAGAGGUCGAUCGCGGAAGCCGACGCGCAACGAAUGGGGAAACAUCAUCGGCACCGGCAUGCACCACGGCGGGUCGGAGAGCACACUGAACACGGGAAACGGGGAUGGAAGGCAGCACUCGAAGGCCCGUAGCUCCGUGUCGUCACGGAGCGGGUCGACCUCGUCGGACAGGCUCCGGAUACGCCGAUGUGCACUCGCUGACCCCGAGAGGAUGAUCAUGAGCCAGGAGGACAGGGAGAGGAUAGAGAGGGAGGUGCAGAAGAGGAGGCAGUCCAUGGUGAGGAAAGUCUCUCAGUUUUUUAAUGUGCAGCUGGGACUGAACCAGGAGGAAGACUUGAUUUGAAUUCAGAGGUGAACAUCUCUGAUGUGGUGUAAGGUAUGCUUGAAGUAUAAUUAAGGUACAGAGAAGUAGUUUAAAAUCAACCCGGAAGGGAACAUCAAAUAUUUUUUUUAUUUUUUUUUAGCCACUUUCCAGCUUAAUAAAGAAAACAAAAUUUUGCACACAGCUAGGGUAGAAAUGUUAACAAUAUGGCUUGUCAUUUAAUGGCGGAAAUCUAUUAAUAGAACUGAUGUCACCAUUACUGAUCAUCCGGGUACUCAGCGCGGACAAAAUGUCAAGACUGUUCAGUAUUACUAUGUUAGCGAAGUGUCCCUGAAACUUGUUUACAACUCUAUUUUACGAAAUAUUUUACACACUUUUCUUUUACUUCUGUUUUCUCAAAUGCGACUCCAAAACGUGGACGUCAUAUGUAACAGUAACUCUAGAUACAAGGAUCGCCCAAACGCUAUGCUGAAACACACUAUAAGCUGCCAUGUUUUAAGCAAUAUUUGUCCGCGGACCUUCUAAACAUAGUACGCUAUGACGUUUUCCGGUCUUAGAAAUGACAAAGCCUAUUGUUGAGGGCUUUGCAUGUACGCUUAACAAUGUAUUCGAAUAUCGCUAUACAAUUAUGUUAAAAUAGUCAGAAAGAAGUAAACGUUAAAUGUAGAUCAAUAUUUCAUUCAAAUAAGCAAUGGACAUUAUCCAACAAAAUUAUCGGUCUCAGGUAGUUAGUGUAAUUAAUUGCCUCAUGGCCUGGCAGGCAAUUUCCACGGCUGAGAAUCAGUAAUAUAAUGAAUAUAACUGAGUUCAGGCUAGAAUCGUAAAGAAGAUAAUAAAUGAAGGACUCGGGUUCAAGCACUGUGAAGGAAAUAGUAGAACAAGGAAUGUGGAAGCUUGAAUCAAAAGACAGGACACUAAGAGAAGAAAGUUUCGGCAAAGAGCCUUCCUCAGCAGACAGGACAAAUUAAAAUAGGACAAGAAAUAGAAAAAAAAAAUGCUAUUGUAGGAAGUUGGAUUUUCCAAAGCCAAGGUUACAGGAAGUGAAAGAUUGUAUGUAUUAUUACUGUGAAAAAUACGAUCGUUACGAAAAGAAAUAUUUUGGAUAUAUGUUAAGUAUAAGAAAUAAGAAAAGAAUCUUAUAGAGCCUUUGAGGGAUUACAUGUACAUAUAUCUUCAGUUGUUAAAGAUGGAGAAAUUCAUUAAUUCUAAUGUUAGUGCUCCACACAUAUACACAGGUUGAUGACAAAAGGUGCUGUGGGGUAUAAUCACAUGACUAUCCCUACCCAGUGCCUUGGAAACACGCAGAGGUCUUUGGCUCAAAAAUCAGUGGCGUAGCUAGGGUUAGUGCCGAGGUGGGGCCAAUAUUUUUUCCGCUCCCUUCUUCAAAAAACAACUCUGCAAUUGGCCGAAAAUUUCACCCGUCAAUGUAAAGAACAAAUGUGCCGCCUCAGGGUGGACCGCGCCACCUUCACCCCUCUUACAGCACCACCCCCUUCUUACACCACCCCAUUCCUACAUCAACCCCUUCUUACACCACCCCCUUCCUAACCACCCUCUUCCUACACCACGCCCCUGCUUACGCCGCAUUCAAAAAAAAAAUGUUAAAAAGUAAUGCAUCAAUGCCAAUGGUGCAACUAGUGAAGCUGUUAAAGAAAGCACGACUCACAUGUCUUCAGCCAAGCAUACGCGCUCAGUGUCACGAACAGACUUCGAUAUUAAACAUCAUUUUAGUGAACGGACCGGUCUAAAAGAAACAUCUUUCAUCGACUCCCUGUACCGUGACCAAAACAAGAAAGCAUCCGUACCAAGAAGAGCGCAGCCUAAUAAAUCUAUAAUAGGAGAGAGAUCAACUGAACUUAAAUCUAAUUACGGGUAUUGGAAAUAAUUAUUUAUCGAUAUCCGGGCGCACUCGGUAUGACCAGGACGCAGACUCGUAUUUAUUGAGUGCAAUGGGAAGGGGC
Messenger RNA from Lymnaea stagnalis (great pond snail), 6170 nucleotides. NCBI's taxonomy places the organism in Eukaryota, Metazoa, Mollusca, Gastropoda, Lymnaeidae. The record is from the annotation of a GenBank genome assembly.